AUGAACACCACAGCCCCGACUUCGGCAGAUGCCUGCCUAAGUAUAGUUCACUCACUGAUGUGCCACAGGCAGGGUGGGGAAAGCGAGGGCUUCUCUAAGAGAGCUAUUGAAUCCCUAGUCAAAAAGUUAAAAGAAAAACGAGAUGAAUUGGACUCCUUGAUCACAGCAAUCACAACAAAUGGUGCACAUCCUAGCAAAUGUGUUACUAUUCAGCGUACACUGGAUGGCCGCUUACAGGUGGCAGGCAGAAAAGGAUUCCCACAUGUAAUAUAUGCAAGAAUUUGGCGUUGGCCAGACCUACACAAAAAUGAACUGAAGCAUGUCAAGUUUUGUCAGUUUGCUUUUGAUCUUAAAUGUGACUCAGUUUGUGUAAAUCCUUAUCAUUAUGAAAGAGUUGUGUCACCAGGCAUUGAUCUCUCAGGACUGACAUUGCAGUCAGGUCCAAGUAGAUUAGUAAAAGACGAGUAUACCGCAGGUCUUAGCGGGAAUGGCAUGGAUAUGGACACAGGGGAACUUGUCACCAUACAACACCAUGCAACAAGUCCUAGACACCAUCAUUCCACCAUACCACACCAUCAUCAACAGUUCCAAACAACUAAUAUUAUUAUUAAUCAAGGCCAGACGCCAGAAGGCGUUGCGAAUAUGUUCUCUGCUACACAUGGACCGAGACCGUCUUUGCGACCUGGAGCUCCCAUGCCUCAAAUGGGCCAUUCGCCUGGUCAAAUGAUCUCAAACCAUUCAAACCAAAUGCCAGGAACUCCACAAAUGGGACCUGGUACUCCUCAGAUUGGUCCAGGGACCCCUCAAAUGGGUCCAGGGACACCCCAAAUGGGCCCGGGAACACCACAAAUGGGGCCAAGGACUCCUCAAAUGGGAACAAAUGUGCCCCAAAUGACUUCACCUAGAAUGGCAUCAGCCCCUACUCAGAUGAACCCUGGAACUCCUCAAAUGCAGAAUAUGAAUCAAGGAAUGUCAAUACCUAGUCCUCAACAGAUGGUUUUGACCCAACAAAGAGCUAUAGCGCCAAAACUCGAGCCACCUGACACAAUGGACGCCCGCGCAAUGUGGCUGCCAAAGAGAAUGAAUCAUUCUGCUAUGCCCGUGAGUAUGUCUCCAGGUGGCACGACCCCGAUACUUGACGGCACCAAUAAUACCUUUUUCACGACUGAACAAACUGCUACAGACACGCAACUAACGCAAACUUUACCAGUGGGAACACCAGCAGUGUCGCAAGUGUCAGCAGCACCAGUGACAUCAGUGUCGGCGAUGUCGACGGAGACUCAGAACGGUUUCGUAGCGACCAGCCCCGCGCCCCAACAGAGCCCCGUGCCCCAUCGUACGCAACAUCAACAAGGAACAUGGACGGGCAACAACACACUGACGUACACCCAGAGCUUGGCGCCGCCGCCCGCCGCGCCGCCCGUGCCCGUCGAUGCGCCUGCGCAUCACCACCACUACUAUAAUGGCAACCCUGGAGGUCUUUUGUCAAGUCAGCCCGCCCCUGAGUACUGGUGUUCUGUGGCUUACUUUGAACUAGACACGCAAGUGGGAGAAACAUUUAAAGUGCCGUCUAGCAGACCGAAUGUUACUGUGGAUGGCUAUGUGGACCCAUCGGGAGGAAACAGGUUUUGUUUGGGAGCUCUCAGUAAUGUGCAUAGAACAGAGCAGAGUGAACGCGCUAGGCUGCACAUCGGCAAGGGCGUGCAGCUGGACCUGCGCGGCGAGGGCGACGUGUGGCUGCGCUGCCUGUCCGACCACUCCGUGUUCGUGCAGUCCUACUACCUGGACCGCGAGGCGGGCCGCGCGCCCGGCGACGCCGUGCACAAGAUAUACCCCUCCGCUUGCAUCAAGGUGUUCGACUUGCGCCAGUGUCACAGACAGAUGCAGACGCAGGCGGCGACGGCGCAGGCGGCGGCGGCGGCGCAGGCGGCGGCCGUCGCCGGGCACAUACAGCCCGCGCACCCCGGCAUGAACAAAUGCUUAUCAGCAGCGGCCGGCAUCGGCGUGGACGACCUGCGGCGGCUGUGCAUCGUGCGGCUGUCGUUCGUGAAGGGCUGGGGGCCGGACUACCCGCGCACUUCUAUCAAAGAGACGCCGUGCUGGGUCGAAGUUCAUUUGCAUAGGGCACUCCAACUCCUCGACGAAGUAUUACACACGAUGCCGAUCGACGGUCCGCGGACGAACAUCGAG
Messenger RNA from Brenthis ino (lesser marbled fritillary), 2190 nucleotides. Lineage: Eukaryota; Metazoa; Arthropoda; Insecta; Lepidoptera; Nymphalidae. The record is from the annotation of a GenBank genome assembly.